AUGGCACUAUACGGUCUGGUUUUUGUUUCAAUUGGUGUGGGUGGUAUAAAAUGCUGUAUUGCAGCAUUUGGAGUGGAUCAGCUCAUUGGAAAUGAUCAGAAUGUAACCUCAACACAAGUACAUGUAUUCUUCAGCACGUUCUACUUUUCCAUACACUUAGGCGUGUUCUUCGGAAUGAUUACUUCGCCAAUCAUCAAUAAAAUUCUGUUGUACAGUGGCCACAAUGUCAACGAAUAUGUUAUCAGAUUUGGAAUGGUGGUUAUCACGAUGGCAAUCUCAAUAAGUGUAUUUGUUUGCGGAACCCCAUAUUACUUAUUCAGAAAAUCGUUACCUAAUAUUCUACCAAAAAUGAUAAAAUGUAUUUUGUUCUCUCUGUGGAAACAAUUAACAUCACCCUGCAAGGAGACAAAAAAUGAACAUUGGUUAGAAAUGGGAAAAACUUCUUUUCCAAACGAUAUCAUAAAUGACACGAAGAAAACUUUACACAUGCUCUGUCUUUACAUACCUUUGUCAAUAUUUUGGAGUUUAUUCGAUCAACAACACACAACUUGGAUUUUUCAAGCAUCGCGGACAAGCGACCAUUUGUUUGGUCUACCAUUUUCAGUGUACAUGCUACAAGUGAUAAAUCCCUUGCUCGUGCUAUUUACUAUUCCAUUUAUGGACCGUAUAGUUUACCCUUAUUUGAAGAGUCAUAAACUGUUUAAGUUUCCUCUAAAACGAAUGCUGCUUGGUGGUAGUAUAGCUGGUAUAGCGUUUAUUUUUGCAGGAUGCCUCGAAAUGUGUUUAGAGGUGUGUGAAUUACGUACAUAG
This is a messenger RNA of Macrosiphum euphorbiae (potato aphid), 810 nucleotides long. Lineage: Eukaryota; Metazoa; Arthropoda; Insecta; Hemiptera; Aphididae. The record is from the annotation of a GenBank genome assembly.